UUCUCGCGUCGUCACUUCUGGUGUGUGAGCCUCCGGGGGCCGGCCGGGUAGAGACGGAUCGGGGGAAGAUGGCGGCGUCCUCUGCCACCACAGCCGCUGCCCGGACAGUCGGCGCCGUGAAGCCGCUUCUCAGCCGGGACAUGGGAGAGGCCAAGCGCAGGGUGCGGGAGCUGUACCGGGCCUGGUACCGGGAGGUGCCCAAUACAGUUCAUGUGUUUCAGCUGGAUAUCACCGUGAAGCAGGGACGGGACAAGGUGAGAGAGAUGUUCCAGAAAAAUUUACAUGUCACAGACCCAAGAGUCAUCGAUCUCCUUGUCAUUAAGGGGAAGAUGGAUCUAGAGGAGACCAUAAAGGUCUGGAAACAACGGACACACCUUAUGCGCUACUUCCAUGAAACCGAAUAUGCGACCCCUACUGAUUUCCUUUCUAAAUUCUAUGCCGGACAAGACCUUUAAGUUUCUUAUUGCUCAAUUCAUGUAUAAAUAUUGUCAAUAAAAAUGUAUGGAGUGAAUAUA
Molecule: messenger RNA, 515 nt
Organism: Pseudophryne corroboree (corroboree frog)
Lineage: Eukaryota; Metazoa; Chordata; Amphibia; Anura; Myobatrachidae
Gene: NDUFA6
Product: NADH:ubiquinone oxidoreductase subunit A6
Exons: 3
Coding region: 69-455 (128 amino acids)
Biological process (GO): response to oxidative stress
Source: RefSeq, a predicted model, not a curated record